GGAAAAGGCGGAAGGAAAAUGGCGGCGCUGGCUUCGGAGCUCUUGCUCCUCAGCGACUCAAGCCGCUUCCGCGCGGAUAACCUGCUGAGCAGCGAGGACUGGGAUGCAGGUCUCUACAGUUGUCUGGAAGAUGAUAGAGAUGUGGCAGCUGAGCUUUUCCCCUGCCUUGAGCGCAGCAUUGUGGAUGGUGGCUGUGUCCAUUCGAUGCAGUUCAGUGAUGGGUUUGACCUGGACAUGGAAACAACGCCCCCAGACCCACCAUGGGAUCCAUUGCAAGACUCCCUCUUCCCUGAGCUACAUGUGAAGUCUGAGCCGGUCUCUCCUGCCUCAUCUCAUUGCUCUGAUUCAUCGGCAGUGUCCUCUGAUUCAUCGGCAGUGUCCUCUUCCUCCACUGAUCUCCCAGGGCAGGCCCCCAGCCCAGCUGAUGUGAUCGGGGUGAAGACGGAGCACCCCCCAACCCCUCCGUGCCUGUUUGGAGAUGUCCUUUCGCCCCCCUUCGGCACUGUGCACAUCAGUGUAGUCCCAGCUCCUGAGACAGGGAAACCAGCAGCUUCCAGCAAAGCAGAGAGCAUUCUCAGUCGGAAGCCCCCUAUUCAACCAAAGCCAGUUGUGGUAACCACUGUCCCAGUGCAGCCCGCAACCACGUCCAGUCAGACCAUCUUAUUGCAGCCUGUACCUGUAACCCAAUCACAGACGAUCAACUCAGGAAUUUCAGCACAGGGUGUUGUGAUUUCUCAGUCUGAACUCCUGCAUCUCCCCGUGUCUGGGCUGAUCAAGGUUCAGUCGCCUGUGAAGGAAAGUCUCCCAGCAAAACCAUCUCCCUCUGCGCCCAAACCGGAAGCCAAAACCAUUGUCCCUGCACCAACGCAAAUAGGAUCUUGCAACCAAGAGAUCGAUAUCAAGGUGCUGAAAAGGCAACAGCGGAUGAUUAAGAACCGUGAGUCAGCCUGCCAGUCGCGGCGAAAAAAGAAAGAAUACCUGCAAGGCUUGGAGUCUCGGCUGAGAGAGGCCCUGACAGAAAAUGAGCGGCUGCGGCGGGAGAAUGCUCUCCUCCGACGCCGUCUGGACGGUGUCUUGAGUGAGAACAGCGAGCUGAAGUUUGGUUCUGGGAACCGGAAAGUCAUCUGCGUCAUGGUCGUGCUGCUCUUCAUAGCCUUCAAUUUUGGGCCUGUCAGCAUCAGUGAGCGCAAGGCAGCAGACGUGGACCUGCCGAAACAGGAAGUGGACUCUGGCCCAGGUCACAGGCACCUUCUAAGCAUUCCGGAGGAAUCUCAUGAAAUUCCAGAGGAGGAGCAGGAGGAGCGGCUGGAAGAGGCGCCAGCCAGGCCAGGAAAGGCACAGUUUCGGAACCUGUCGGCUCCCUUCUCUGACAUGAAGGACCUUAUGCUGAGGGACUUGGACAAGCUGUUCCUCGCUUCAGACUGCCGCCAGUUCAACCGCACUGAAUCGCUUCGACUGGCGGAUGAGCUCAGUGGUUGGGUCCGACGGCACCAGAUCAACCGCAAGAAGCCCUCACAAUCUCGCAAGGCAGCACAGGCCAGCCAGGACAGCAAACCCAAAAGGAAGCCUCCCAGCCCCUCCCGCUAUGUGCCUGCCAGCACCCCCCGACAUACUGAGAGGGAUUCCCUGAGUCAGCUACAGGUAUAUCGGCAUCCUGACCACAAAGAGCAUGAUUUCAUGGACGCCAUUGAUAGGAGAGAGGAUACCUUCUACGUGGUGUCCUUCCGCAGGGAUCACUUGCUACUGCCUGCCAUCAGCCACAACAAAACCUCUCGCCCUAAAAUGUCACUGGUGAUGCCAGCCAUGGCCCUCAAUGAGAGCCUGUACAAUUCCUCCCUGGGCUAUGAGGUGAUGAUGCAGAUAGACUGUGAGGUAAUGGACACCCGCGUCAUCCACAUCAAGAGCUCAACGGUACCCCCCUUCCUCAGACGCCAAGACGCCACCCCCGACAACCGCACCCAGCCUUCCCCUCAGGCCUUUUCCGGAAGAGCAACUCGUGCUGCUUUGCGGCCCCAUCGGCCCACCUUCUCCUCGGGAAAGCGGCACCCGUCCUCCCGCACCUUAUACCUUGGGGAGCAUGGCGGAGGCUAGCCUGACUCUCUGGGAGGGUAGAGAGUGCUCCCGCUACGCUGGGAUGGGACGUGGUCCUGGGAACAGCCCUCCUCCCGCCAGGGAGAUGGACACACCCCUUCAGUGGAACCCUGCCUGUGUGAGGAUUGGACAAACCACUUCUGCUCGCUAGCGCCCAAUCGGUGGGAUGACUGGGCCGAUCUCAGAGACGUUACCUGCCCCCCCCUCAUCGCCCCUUUCUUGGGAAAUUCCUUAUCUAAUCUCACUGCUGCCAACAGGUUGGGUCAGUAGGGAUUGUCUCCUGCAGUUGGGGGGCGGGCGGUGUGGCCCCUGCCUUCCUCAGCCGCCAGAUCUCCAUGCCUCAGCACUGUCCUAAAGAGAUGUUUUGCCUGUCUCUACUGUCCCCUGGUGGCUGAGACAAAGCUGUGCAUUUGAGGAAAUAAGGGAGCAAAUAAGGGAGAGAGGUGAAGGGUGUCUUAAAACUGCUGUCUGCAAUCUAGAGGGGAGAGUGUGAGAGGGAGAGAAGAUAGUUCUCUUUUCUACAAAGGGGUGUGUGUGUGUGCGUGUGUGUGUAUGUAUGUGUGCGUGUGCGCCACCUUCCGAAUUUUGAUGGCACUUAGACCUGCCCCUUUGGGUCCUUCGUUGUGUGUUUCCCCCCUAAAUUGUGUUUUAUAAAAAAAAUAAAUAGCUACAAAUAAACCUAA
Elgaria multicarinata webbii is the source of this 2774-nucleotide messenger RNA. It is a transcript of the gene ATF6B, whose product is annotated as activating transcription factor 6 beta. Gene Ontology annotation, molecular function: RNA polymerase II cis-regulatory region sequence-specific DNA binding; DNA-binding transcription factor activity, RNA polymerase II-specific. NCBI's taxonomy places the organism in Eukaryota, Metazoa, Chordata, Lepidosauria, Squamata, Anguidae. The transcript is spliced from 16 exons. Gene Ontology annotation, biological process: endoplasmic reticulum unfolded protein response; regulation of transcription by RNA polymerase II. The record is from RefSeq and is a predicted model, not a curated record. The coding region runs from base 19 to 2091 and encodes 690 amino acids. Gene Ontology annotation, cellular component: nucleus.